UAUAAGCUUUCCGAUUCUCUGGCAGUUGUUCGCUCAUUGUUUGAUUUGUUUCCGUUUUACUUUAAUUUAUUCUUCUUCGUCGACGCCAACCACCAAGAGGAGACCUCUUUACAUCGAGAAAUGAGCGGGCACGAUUCGAAGUAUUUCUCGACUACGAAGAAGGGAGAAAUCCCUGAGCUCAAGGAAGAGCUUAAUUCUCAGUACAAGGAUAAAAGAAAAGAUGCUGUGAAAAAGGUUAUUGCUGCAAUGACAGUUGGGAAGGAUGUUUCGUUGCUGUUCACAGAUGUAGUGAAUUGCAUGCAAACUGAGAAUUUGGAGCUGAAAAAGCUUGUGUAUUUGUAUCUCAUAAAUUAUGCUAAAAGCCAGCCCGAUCUUGCAAUUCUUGCAGUAAAUACAUUUGUAAAGGAUUCACAGGAUCCAAAUCCUCUCAUUCGUGCUUUGGCUGUUCGGACUAUGGGGUGCAUUCGUGUUGAUAAAAUCACAGAAUAUCUCUGUGAUCCCCUUCAGAGGUGCCUCAAGGAUGAUGAUCCGUAUGUUCUCAAGACAGCUGCCAUAUGUGUUGCUAAACUUUAUGACAUAAAUUCUGAGUUAGUUGAGGAUAGGGGGUUCCUAGAUUCUCUGAAGGACUUAAUAUCUGACAACAAUCCAAUGGUUGUAGCUAAUGCUGUGGCAGCUCUUUCUGAGAUCCAAGAGCAUAGUUGUAGACCAGUAUUUGAAAUCACUACUCCGACACUCUCAAAGCUCCUUACUGCUCUUAACGAAUGCACUGAGUGGGGCCAAGUUUUUAUACUUGAUGCUCUCUCUCGAUACAAGGCAAGUGAUGCUCGUGAAGCAGAAAAUAUAGUGGAGAGAGUUACACCACGACUUCAACAUGCUAAUUGUGCUGUUGUACUUUCGGCUGUUAAGAUGAUCCUUCAACAAAUGGACCGUAUCACUAGUACUGACAUUGUUCGAAAUCUUUGCAAAAAGAUGGCUCCUCCUCUUGUUACAUUACUCUCUUCAGAACCUGAGAUACAAUAUGUUGCAUUACGGAAUAUCAACCUAAUCAUUCAAAAGCGACCUACAAUUCUUGCCCAUGAAAUCAAGGUGUUCUUCUGCAAGUAUAAUGACCCAAUUUAUGUGAAGAUGGAAAAGUUGGAAAUAAUGAUAAAGCUUGCUUCUGACCGGAAUAUAGACCAGCUUUUAUUGGAGUUUAAAGAAUAUGCCACAGAAGUAGAUGUAGAUUUUGUGAGAAAGGCUGUCCGUGCCAUUGGUCGUUGUGCUAUCAAGUUAGAUAGAGCAGCUGAACGGUGCAUUAGUGUUCUGCUUGAGUUGAUCAAGAUUAAAGUAAACUAUGUUGUUCAAGAGGCUAUUAUAGUUAUCAAAGAUAUCUUUAGAAGAUACCCUAACACGUAUGAAUCCAUCAUCGCAACCCUCUGUGAGAGCUUGGACACUUUAGAUGAACCAGAAGCUAAGGCAUCAAUGAUAUGGAUAAUUGGAGAAUAUGCGGAAAGAAUUGACAAUGCUGAUGAGCUUCUUGAAAGCUUCUUGGAGAGUUUCCCAGAAGAGCCUCCCCAAGUUCAACUGCAACUAUUAACUGCUACAGUGAAACUUUUUCUGAAGAAGCCAACUGAAGGCCCGCAGCAGAUGAUUCAGGUUGUUUUGAAUAACGCUACUGUGGAAACUGACAAUCCUGAUUUACGGGACCGUGCAUACAUUUAUUGGCGCCUUCUAUCAACUGAUCCUGAGGCAGCUAAGGAUGUUGUGUUAGCUGAGAAACCAGUGAUCAGUGAUGAUUCAAACCAACUCGAUCCAUCUCUUCUUGAUGAACUUCUAGCCAAUAUUGCUACACUAUCUUCUGUGUAUCACAAACCUCCAGAUGCUUUUGUGACCCGUACAAAGAUGGCAACCCAUAAAACAGAAGAUGGUGACCACCCUGAUGCACAUGAAACAGGGUAUUCUGAUUCACCUUCUCAUGCUGCUGCUGCUGCUGCAUCACCGCCAGCUAGUUCAAGUAGUGUCCCAUAUGCUGCAGCUAGGCAGCUACCCCCAGCUCCAGUGCCUGAUUUGUUAGGGGAUCUGAUUGGCGUUGAUAACAAUGCAAUUGUCCCUACUGAUCAGCUGGCUGCACCUUCCGGCCCUCCUUUGCCUAUUUUACUGCCAGCAUCAACUGGACAGGGUUUGCAAAUCAGUGCCCAGUUGGCUCGGCAGGAUGGUCAAAUAUUUUACAGUUUACUGUUUGAGAAUAACACACAGGUCACACUAGAUGGAUUCAUGAUUCAGUUUAACAAAAACUCCUUUGGUCUAGCAGCUGCUGGACCUCUUCAGGUUCCCCCUUUGCCACCAGGAGCAUCAACAAGGGCACUGCUGCCAAUGGUAUUGUUCCAGAAUCUGUCUGCUGGUCCUCCCAGCUCUCUUCUGCAGGUUGCCGUGAAAAAUAAUCAGCAGCUAGUCUGGUACUUCAAUGACAGAAUCUUGUUGCAUGUGUUUUUUGUCGAGGAUGGCAGAAUGGAGCGAACUAGUUUUCUUGAGACAUGGCGAUUGAUACCUGAUUCAAACGAGGUCCAAAAAGAAUUUCCAGGUAUCGUGGUGAGCAGUGCCAAAGCGACCCUAGACCGACUAGCUGCAUCGAAUAUGCUCUUUAUAGCAAAGCGCAAACAGGCCAAUCAAGAUGUGUUCUACUUCUCUGCUAAAAUCCCUCGAGGCAUACCAUUCUUGAUCGAACUUACAACGGCUAUCGGAAGCCCCGGAGUUCAAUGCGCUAUCAAGACUCCGAAUCCUGAGAUGGCUCCGAUGUUUUUUGAAUCCAUCGAAUCACUCCUCAAGAAUUGAUUGUUUCCUCUGUUGUUUUGGAAUAUCCUUUGAAAAUUUUGUCACGCAUUCUUCUCUUGCUGAUCUCCCUCUUUUCCCAUCUAUUUAUUAAUUUCAUGUGUUUUCUGUUGGGCUC
Messenger RNA from Hibiscus syriacus, 2926 nucleotides. Its product is annotated as beta-adaptin-like protein C. The coding region runs from base 121 to 2811 and encodes 896 amino acids. The record is from RefSeq and is a predicted model, not a curated record. NCBI's taxonomy places the organism in Eukaryota, Viridiplantae, Streptophyta, Magnoliopsida, Malvales, Malvaceae. The transcript is spliced from 15 exons. Gene Ontology annotation, cellular component: clathrin adaptor complex; membrane coat. Gene Ontology annotation, biological process: vesicle-mediated transport; intracellular protein transport. Gene Ontology annotation, molecular function: clathrin binding.